CUUCAUCCACGGAAUAGAGGGGAGGACUCCGUAGCCACGUUUCUCUUUACAGUCUGCCGUGACAAUUGGAUUAUUUCGCGAUGAUGCAUAUGAAGAGGAGUUUCGGAGAGAAAUUAUUGAGCGUAAAGGGCAUCAAGGAUAAAAUGAGAUGCAGCUGUCUUUAAUCAAUGCAGUUUUAAUGGAGUUCAGCUCUGCUUGUCAAGACCCUCUCUAUUUCUCUUCUGUGGUUUUAAAAUGGUCGGCUAAAGAGUACCUGUCGUCCGGGAUCCUUUUACAUUUAUUACAUGGAUACUCGUAUGUGCGAAAUGCAAAGAACUAGUUAAACAUGCUACAUCACCUUAUUUACAGAUGACUGAAAAGCGGGAUAAACAGCGGGAAUAGCCGCCCUGUGUUUGGAUAAAAAAAUGGAACGUACAAUUAGGUAAACGGCACUUUCUUCUUUUACUUUACCUCAGCAUUAGUCCUUUUCUUACACGACGGCAGUGCUUGUAAAGUGAGCCCACCAAAACGUUCUUUAUUUCCACGUGGCGAUGAAGACUGUUUUUUAAGUUUAAGACAAAGAAAGUCUUGAAUGAAAUAUUUUCAAAAGCAGCUCAGUAGUUCCCAACAAACAGCAUGAAUAACGGGACGAAUUUCCUAAUCGAUAUUGUAUUACUAGAGGUUUGGUCUCUAUGCUAAUGAGCCAAACCAUCCCCGUCUCUGACAAGCAGCCCAGGUUGAUCAAACCGCGGCGGCGACAGCUCUGAGGCUGCAGCUCUGCACAGUACAAGGAAUAAAGGAAACCGAAACAUCAUGCCGACAGUUUUAUUGCCUGUGUACGCGUUCAGUUGUUUUUGCACUUCGAUAUACAAAGCAAGCCAAACAGGCAGGCGAAGUAAAUAAAUAAAUAAAUAAAUAGAUAGAUAGCUUGUCUCUUUCAAAAUUACUCCCAGUCUAAUCCGGAAGUCUUAAUUUUUUUUUUCUUCAACAAACAUGGCCGCUAAAUCUGACGGAGCAGCAGUAUCUGUGCAGAACGUGAAUCCGUCCCGGAGCCCUGAUCGCCUGCACCAAGCCCACCGUCAUCGUACCGAGCAGCGCUACUCCUUGCUGGACUGCUGUUGGGUGCUGUGCGCCUUGCUAGUCUUCUUCUCAGACGGUGCCACGGACCUGUGGCUGGCGGUGGACUACUACCUUAAGCGAGAUUACUGGUGGUUCGGACUCACGCUGGUCUUCGUGGUAGUCCCUUCAGUGGUCGUGCAGGUGUUAAGUUUCAGGUGGUUCGUCUACGAUUACUCGGAUCACAAUGCCCGCACGGCGGCGGCUGCUGCAGCAGCAGGAGGGGAUUUUAAUUUCAGCACCAAGAACAGCGACCCGCGGAGAGGUCCUGGAAGUAGCAUGGGGGCAAGGGCAGUGCCCGCGACGGGCAGCAGGAGCGGUGCCCAGAGCUGCUGCCGAGUUUGUAUGUGGUGUUUCCAGUCUAUUGUGCAUGUUCUGCAACUCGGCCAAGUCUGGAGGUAUCUGCGCACUCUGUAUCUUGGUGUCCAGAGUCGGUGGCGGAGUGAACAUGAGCGCCGUCACUUCUACUGGAGAAUGAUGUUUGAAAGCGCUGACAUCAACAUGCUACGACUUCUGGAGACUUUCCUGAAGAGCGCCCCACAGCUUGUUCUGCAGCUUAGCAUCAUGAUCCAGAGAAUUGAAAUUGAACCUCUACAGGGUUUGUCUGCCUCAGCCUCACUAGUGUCGCUGGCUUGGAUGAUUGCCUCAUAUCAGAAGGUCCUGCGGGAUUCCCGGGAUGAUAAAAUGUCAAUGUCCUACAAAGCUGUCAUCAUCCAAAUCCUGUGGCAUCUCUUCACAAUCGGCGCCCGUACGAUAGCAUUUGCGCUCUUUGCGUCAGUUUUCCAGCUGUACUUUGGAAUCUUCAUUGUCAGCCACUGGUGCAUCAUGACUUUCUGGAUCAUCCAAGGAGAGACAGACUUCUGCAUGUCUAAGUGGGAGGAGAUCAUCUACAAUAUGGUAGUGGGAAUCAUCUACAUUUUCUGCUGGUUUAAUGUUAAAGAGGGACGGACUCGCUACAGAAUGUUCAUCUAUUAUUUCAUUACACUGACAGAAAAUGCUGCUUUGACAGUACUAUGGUAUUUGUACCGGGACAAGGAGACCACAGACGUCUAUGCUUUAAUCAUAUUAUGUGUGGUGGUCUGCAGCUUUGCUCUUGGAAUGUUUUUCAUGUUCGUAUACUAUUGUCUGCUUCACCCAAAUGGACCAAUGUUCGGGUCACAGUUGGGAUGUAUAGGAGAGGAGAGGCAGUUGCCAUGUGAAAUACCACCAGAUGUUAUCACAAGCCCUCCUAGGUCUCUGCAAAGGACUAUGGGAAUGGAUAGAGAGCAGGUUCCAGGGGACCGAGACAGCUGCCUACCUGUUUUUCAGGUUAGGCCAAGCAUUCCUCCUACUCCAGUAUCCCGCACACCACGGACAGAAGGGCCAGUUAUUCGGAUAGACUUGCCCAGGAAGAGAUACCCAGCCUGGGAUGCCCACUUCAUUGACCGCCGAUUACGUAAAACAAUUCUAGCCCUGGAGUACACCUCGCCUGUCACUCCAAGACUACAAUACCGUACCAUCUGUGCUCCUAAGGAAGUGAUGGAAUAUGAGACCACAGUGUAGGCAGGCAUAUAUGUGGUCAAUAGCCUGUCCGAGAAGUAUUCCUUUCCCCAGGAGUGGAAGGAAAUCGUUAACGUCAAGAUAGGGUGGGGAGCAGACGGAGACCCUUACCUGAUGUGUUAUUUUCUGGAGUACAGAAAUGGAUUAUGUUGGGCAUGAAUUUGACUAAAGGCAAAUGCUUGUGUGACUAGCACUAAGUGAGACUCUGCUGUUGUGAUAGUACCUGUCUGAUCAGUAUCAGCCGUUUUUCGAUUUAACCGCCCAGAACAAAAAGAAUGAAAAUUGGAUGACUAACCAUGUGAAUGUGAUGAGUCCAUAUAAUAUAAGGCAUUUUUAUCAUAGCACUGAUUUAAUUUAAUUGGUAAGGGAGGUAUUGCAAGCCAAGACACAUGGUGGUUUUUAGGAGUAGGAGAAGAAAGAUAUACAAUGUGUAUGUGUUUAAAAAAAAAUAUAUAAGGGCCUGGUUAGCCAACCACAGAACAUUUUGUGUAACCAGUUUUUUAACGUCUGCCUUAAUUUGGGUUGUCACUGAUGACAAAUUAAAUCUUCUUUUUCCAAGAUAUUACUAAUACUGAUUAGUCUUUUAGAAACCAUGAAUUGGCAAUGAAGAAUUAUAUUGUACACAACAGAUGCAAAAUCAUUCAGAAAAUCAUUAAAUGCAGAUUGACAAACAGUGAGAGACUUGAAAAAAACCAACAUACGUACAUACGGUGGGGUCUGAUUAUUUGAUAAAUGGGUAUCCUGACAACCAUUGCAAUUGAAUAAGUCCACCGACUUAAUGAGGAUUUCUGCAUAAUCUGCAUUUUAUGAAAUUUUAACACUAGAUCCCACAUCAAGAAAAUAAAGUAGAUAUUGAAAUGCAUAUCCAGCUAAUCAUCAAUAAAGAUGCUGGAGAACUCAAAACCCUGGAGUAGAGUCCGAGAGCGAGAGGCAUAUAUUCAGAGUUGGAACUAUUAAGAAAAGCAUCUUCAUGCAGACGGUAAUUUGAGCUUGACACUGCUCCUCUGUUCUUGGUUAGGUCGAGCAGGUUAAUUGUUGUUUGCUUUACCAAGGUGAAAUUAUACUGAGCAAAUACAGAACAACAAAGUAGUAACACGUCUUUCAAAUUUAUAUAAAGGUUAAAUAUGUUUGUUUAACGAAAUUCUAAGCAGAAGUAUAUAUCUUCCUAUGUACCAUGUACUGUACAGUAUAUAUGUACUCUGUGUACAGCAUAUCCUAAGAAAGGUGGACAAGUUUUCACUAGAUUGUGACAUUUUAACAAGAAGAACAGUCUAGCAUGAAAGCAGAGUUGAUUAUCUUGAAGGAAAAACAGAAAACAACUUCAAAAAAAGUGGAGGAUGCACAAUAGCUUUAUGGAAAACAAGAGAGCACUCGGUAUCAAUGAGUUGUCCAUUGGUGCUACUGUACUUCUGAGCCUUGUACAAUCAGCAGUGUCGUUCACCACCAGUACAGCGAGGCCUUACUCUUGUCCAUUUGUCAUGGCCAGACUGUUGCUUCUCACUGUAAAAAA
Messenger RNA from Polypterus senegalus (gray bichir), 4144 nucleotides. RefSeq names its product XK, Kell blood group complex subunit-related family, member 7 (gene xkr7b). The record is from RefSeq and is a predicted model, not a curated record. Lineage: Eukaryota; Metazoa; Chordata; Cladistia; Polypteriformes; Polypteridae. The transcript is spliced from 3 exons. Gene Ontology annotation, cellular component: plasma membrane. Gene Ontology annotation, biological process: phosphatidylserine exposure on apoptotic cell surface; engulfment of apoptotic cell; apoptotic process involved in development. The coding region runs from base 973 to 2637 and encodes 554 amino acids.